AUGGCCGACAACACCAAAAACGGCGCCGUCGCGAUCGUGAUCUGCGUAUUUAUCAGCAUCGCCUUCUACAAUGUCCUCGAGCUCAAUGCCUACAUCUUCGGCAGCUUCAAGAGACGAAGCGGACUUUACUUCUGGAGUUUGGUCAUCGCCACUUGGGGCAUCGCCUUCAAUGGAACGGGAUACCUCAUUCUCCAUCUGUCGCUGUCGGCGCAGAAAUAUCUUUACUCGACGCUUAUACUUAUCGGGUGGUGUACCAUGAUUACAGGACAGUCUGUUGUUUUGUACUCGAGGUUGCAUAUCGUUAUGCACAAUCAGAAGAGGUUGAGGAUGGUGUUGUACAUGAUCAUCGCCAAUGCCACCUGGUUGCAUCUCCCUGUAAUCAUCCUUGUUUAUGGUGUAGGAUCAUCGAACCCAGAGCCCUUUCAAAAGCCAUAUGAGGUCUUUGAGAAGAUCCAGCUUAGCGUCUUCUUUGUCCAAGAACUCAUCAUCUCGGGUCUCUACGUCUGGGAAACAAGCAAGCGUCUCAGACUAGAGAAGAGCGUCGGCAACACCAAAACACGCAUGGUACUGAAUCAUCUCCUCAUCGUCAACGUCCUCGUCAUCCUUCUCGACGUCUCCAUUCUCGCCCUCGAAUUCGCGAAUCUCUUCGACAUUCAGACCGCGUGGAAACCACUCGUAUACAGCGUCAAGCUCAAGCUCGAGUUCAGUAUCCUCAACCGUCUCGUCGAACUUACCCGCGGAAGGAACGAGAGCUCUUAUGGUCGCAGUCACAAUGCCACCCACCACGAUGAUGUAGGCUUGGAGACAUUGAAUCGCGACCGGCGGAAACAUACUGGGCCUCAGGGAACAAUCACUGGAGAGUACGAGGUUCGUGUUGGGAAGGGUGAAGAGAGUCAUCGUGUAUUCGGCAAUGAGUCGAGUCUGGUCAAGACAACUGAGAUAUCAGUCCGUAGCGAACGGUAUCCGGGUCAUGGCGUACAUGAUAGAGGUAGUUUGGAGGGAGAAGGAUCGAGUGAUCUGCAGCACGUACCGAGAGGGAGUGCAUCGUCGGCGUCUUCUGAAGUACAAUUCGCCAAGUACGGCAACUAA
Molecule: messenger RNA, 1089 nt
Organism: Fusarium mangiferae
Lineage: Eukaryota; Fungi; Ascomycota; Sordariomycetes; Hypocreales; Nectriaceae
Exons: 1
Coding region: 1-1089 (362 amino acids)
Source: RefSeq, a predicted model, not a curated record